AUGGAUUAUAUUACCACAGACAACAAAACAGAUAGCAAUGAUAAUAAUAUUGACUAUUACAACAAUUUUAUCAUAUUUAACGUUGUUCACCUAAAUCGUGCCUUAUCAACAACGAUUGUCUUCAUUUGGUCUCUUUAUUUUGUUCUUUCCCGACCUACUCCAACUCAACAAACUCCUGUAAUAAGAUGUAUUAUGAUAAGCUCACGUGGCAUUGGAAUAAUUUUAUUGUUCAUUUCAAUGGUUUUAGAAAUUGUUGCAAACCUGAUAGCAUUUACAAAUAGUAAUAAUCUUAUUAAUCCUUCACUCGACAUAUUAACCGGUGCUCCCUUAAUCAUCACUUUGGUUCUAUGGAAUUCUGCUUUGGCACUUAAAUCUGUAUCUUUAUUUAUUGCUCUUACGCGUUAUGCACCACUCACAAAAGCUCUUUCAAAAGAACCAAUAAUGUCAAAUUUUCAAUAUUCAUGUUGCAAUUCCUUUAACUUUAUUAGUGGUUUGAUAGUAUAUCCUGUACUUUAUGUUGUUAUUCUUCUCGCAAAAUCAAAAUGGGAAGCUGCCUUGACUAUGUCUCAACUUUUCUUUAUGUUCCAACUCAUAAUUGCUGAAAUUAUGUUUCUUAUAGUAAAUAAGCGUAUGAGUAUUGCAUUGGAUGAAGGUUUGUUAAUGGGAAGAAGCGCAAUUCAACGAGUGCGAAAACUCCGUUCAAGGAAUUGGAUUAUUAUAGCUUUUGUAUUGGUGGAAAUUUGUUCUUUAUCUAUCUAUAGCAUUGACCUCUUGACAAAGAAUGCGAUUCGAUCAAAUUUUGCUGCCACUGUAUUGAUUCUUGGAAUAAUGUUCAUAAGUUCUGCACUUGUGUAUGGCGCCAUAACCCUCAUCUUGUGUCCGGUUUACCCACAAUGUCCACUUUCUUGUGAAGUAUCGGAAACAAAUUCCACUAUAACUCAUCACAUAACGGCUCACAACCAUGCCUUAAAUAAUUUGACUAAUCACGCU
This is a messenger RNA of Racocetra persica, 990 nucleotides long. NCBI's taxonomy places the organism in Eukaryota, Fungi, Glomeromycota, Glomeromycetes, Diversisporales, Gigasporaceae. The record is from the annotation of a GenBank genome assembly.